AUGGACGAAUUAAAAAUAAGCAUAAAGCCCCAGAGUUCAGUGUUCACUGGAGACACAGUUACUCUCAGCUGCGAUGCUGGACGAUCAACUGUACGGAGGAUUAUCUGGUACAAAGACUCCAGCAGAAUAGGAACUGUUGAUGAAACUAAAACACUGACAGAUGUGAAGAUCUCUGAUGGAGGAUGGUACAAGUGUGGUGUAAUAGCAGCAAAUAAUGCCACAACACAAAGUCCAGCAGUCAGGUUAACAGUAACAGAGAGACUCAAAGCUUCAUUGCGUGUUCAGCCUGAUGGAGGUGUUUUCAGGGGACAGACGGUCACUUUCACAUGUCACAUACCAGAUUCAGACGUCACUCGCUGGAGCUACAGCUGGAAUAAAGAUGAUUCAGUGAUUCAGGACAGUGAAUCUCGGGAAUACAGAAUCAGCUCUGUUGAUGAAUCUCACGCAGGUCUUUACAGCUGUAGAGGAGAAGAAACUGGAGGAUCACGACACACACACACCAGCGAUCAACACACACUGACCGUAUCAGUUUAUACAGAGUCAUAUAAAGCUGUUCUGACUGUUCAGUCUGAACCAUCAGAGAUACUCAGAGGAGACACUGUCACUCUCACAUGUGACAUACAGGGAGAAGACUGGAAAUACAGAUUCCACUGUGGAGAUAAAGAGUACAAGUCUGAGGAGAAAGAGUUCAAUAUCACUGUAGAGUCCACACAGAUGUGCAGGUGUUCUGGCUGGAGACAAUCAUCAGGCUCUUCUAAAUGGAGUAAUGAAGUGACUCUGACUGUGUCUGAUAUUAUGGGUUCAGAGUCUUCAUUGUCGGUUCUCUCAGCUCUUAAACUGGUCAGUUUUCUAGUGGCAGCUUCUCCAUAUCUGCUGGUGACCAUCAUACUGGGAGUCAAAUACUGCAGAGCUCAUGCUCAAGAUAAUGAAGUCGAUCAGCAUGCUGCCACAGAGGAGUGAAAGUCUGCAGUCCUGAUUAAUGAACGCCAACUUUUUUAUUUUUAUUUAUAACAUUA
Molecule: messenger RNA, 1016 nt
Organism: Danio rerio (zebrafish)
Lineage: Eukaryota; Metazoa; Chordata; Actinopteri; Cypriniformes; Danionidae
Source: RefSeq, a predicted model, not a curated record